This is a messenger RNA of Ilex paraguariensis (yerba mate), 216 nucleotides long. NCBI's taxonomy places the organism in Eukaryota, Viridiplantae, Streptophyta, Magnoliopsida, Aquifoliales, Aquifoliaceae. The record is from the annotation of a GenBank genome assembly.
AUGGCGGCGAGAAACGUACUGCUUAAACACCUGAGAGUAAAAGUUAUAUCCGUGCCAUCCGGAAACCCUAGGGCUGGUCCAUUCACUGCUUAUGUGACUCAGCUGCUGAAACGCCAUUUCUCCGAGGAGGUCAGAGGUACGUUCCUCGACAAGUCGGAGGUCACCGAUCGUGUCAUCUCCGUCGUCAAGAACUUCCAGAAAGUUGAUCCCUCCAAG